GGAAACACACUAUACUUACAGCAUGAGCUUCGGGUCUGGGUGCUGGUCCCAGCAGUAGCCCAGAGAAGGUUCAGGAGGUAAAAGCUGGAAAGCAGAACCUUCCCCAGUCAAGCUUUGAGAUGAAGGAGGCACCAGGCGGCAUCUUGACUUCAGCCUUGUGAGAGACCCUGAGCCAGAGGACCCAAGUGUCUGAAAUUGAACUUUCAGAAGCACCUUUUCGUGAUAGCACCCUACUGGAGAAGGCUGCCCCAUCACCACGCCAGACAUGGCUGACAUUUUUGAAGAGGGAGCUGGAAUUCCUAGGGGUAACACAAAUUCUGAUUGGUUUCAUGUGUUUUUGUUUUGGAACAAUUGUCUACUCCGUGUUCAAGAUUUCAGAAUUUGAGAAAGAUUUUUUUUCAUCAUUUAAAGCAGGCUACCCAUUCUGGGGAGCAGUAAUUUUUACCAUUUCUGGAUUUUUGUCAAUUAUGUCUGAAAAUAAAAAUGCAACAUAUCUGGUGCAAGGAAGCCUGGGAGCGAAUUUGAUCAGUGGCAUAGCUGCAGGAACAGGAAUCUUUAUCCUGGUCACCAACCUAAAGAACAGCUUGGCUUAUAUCAAUAUUUGCCAGGAAGGUUAUGAGGAUGACUUCUGUAUAGCGGCCUUUUUUUCCACAGAACUUGUGGCGAUGAUCCUGUUUCUUACCAUUCUGGGGUUUGGGGCUGCUGUGUUACUCAUAGCCUACAGAAUUGGAGAACUAUUCAAAGAAAAUCAGAUUCCAGAAGAUCGUCUCUAUGAAGAAUUAAACAUAUAUUCACCAAUUUACAGUGAGUUGGAAGACAGAGUGGAGACAUCUCCCACUGACUCAUAAGAAGUACAUUCAGAACAUUCUCAUCCAUAGCAAAGGAUACAGGAAGCCAAGAUCUUUGUUUAAGGGGAUACUGGCAAAAUUUCAGAUCUCUCUAUGAUCCACCAAUUUUACAUUGUGAUUUAUUUUCCCCAUGGUAAUAUUCUGUUUCUGUACAUCUAAGUAUCCCCGUUGCCCAAUUUGUCAAUAUGAUUGAUUCCUGUUUUUCUUGUUUUCUUUACACCCAUCUCUUCUGGGAAAUCAACAUGCAAUAAGCAUUUACUGUGUGCCUUUAACUGUGCAAAUAGGGAAAACAAGAGGAAGGCUGGUCAAGAGUUGAGUAAAAUUUUAACAGUUUUAUGUAGUUUUCAACGCUUUUUAGAAUUCACAGAAGUGAUGGGCAUGAUACACAUCUCCCACUAGGUUGUAAGCACCAUUUAGCAAACAUAUCCUGAGAACUAAUAAAGUGUUUUAAGUUUUCCACACUUGACUCUUUUACAUUGUGUAUCCCAAUAUUUCAUCCAUAGUGGGUGCUGAGUGUAUAUUUAUGGAGUGGAUGGGUGUAGAUGCAGGGAGAAUAUCCCACCAGGCCAGGCCAGAGGUAGAGUAGAUAAGGAGAAAGAAAUGAUUCUGAAGUGAAUUUGGAGGCAAUAAGACGACCAAAUUGGUACAUAUUAAGCAUAGACUUAGAACGAUAGUCAGAAAUUUGAAUAGAAAUUCUGUAAUUAUGUGUUAAAUAUUUUGAUGGAUUCAUAUCAGGUUAACAAUGGACGCUUCCUGCUUAUUUUGAUCUUAUUAUAUGGAGAAACAUAUUUUGGUAUGUUAGAAAGAUCAUUGAUCUUAUGAA
Messenger RNA from Myotis lucifugus (little brown bat), 1671 nucleotides. RefSeq names its product membrane spanning 4-domains A2 (gene MS4A2). Bases 330 to 848 code for a protein of 172 amino acids. The record is from RefSeq and is a predicted model, not a curated record. Gene Ontology annotation, cellular component: plasma membrane; Fc-epsilon receptor I complex; external side of plasma membrane. The transcript has 8 exons. Lineage: Eukaryota; Metazoa; Chordata; Mammalia; Chiroptera; Vespertilionidae. Gene Ontology annotation, biological process: cell surface receptor signaling pathway.